GAUGACCUUGUGAUUUCAGAUCAUCAGCUCUCAAGUUCUUCCGUUUUAAACAAAUUCGACGAAUCUCCGAAAGACGAUUUUCACCUUCAGCCGCUUUACCGUUAGCACUUCGCUAUAAACCAAAGUUCAACUUCACUUCGACAAUCCUAAACAGACAAAAUGGUCGUCCCUACUACCUGCUGCGGCCGUGACGGUCAGGGCUGCAUUUGCGCCUCUGAGGCCAAGUGCUCUUGCGGCUCUCACUCUGCUCUCCACUGCACGUGUGAUAAGGCUGCUACUGAGAACACAAUCUCUGGUGCUCGUUGCUCAUGCCGUGCUCGUGCUCAGGGCCAGUGCAAUUGCCACCGUGCUGCGACCGAGAACAAGACCAUAACUGGUGAUGCUUGCGCCUGCGGUCAGAGACAAGCUGGUGCUUGCACUUGCGAGAAGGCCGUUGAUGGCGGACUCUUGCCCACCGAGACCGACUUCACCACUGUCAAGGCAUAAAUCUGUCGACGUAUAUUUGCAAAUGUUUUUGGCAGAAACGCCAGCUUAUCUCUACAAAAGCGAACACAUUCGGAAGGCGGUUGGGUGAUGAUUUUUUAAAUAUUUACAAGGUGGCGUUGCGACGAGCUCAGGCAUUUGGGAUAAGAAGUUUUUCACGGGACGAUAUUCUAGUUGAUUUUCUUUUCAGUUUUCUCGUCUUAAUCCCAAUGGCGGGAUGAUUCAUAUUUGAAAGUUAUUUUUCUAAGAAGAUACCAAAUUGAGAUUAUUCGUUCCAAUUAGACUUUUGAACAGUAGCUUAAAUAUCCUAAAUGGCGUUAAGUGUCAUAUGUGAAUUGUCUGGCGCUAUAGAUGUUGCUGCCUCCUUGGGAUGAGGGGCGAUGAGGGGCAAUGAGGGGCUACAGGAACGUCUAGACUCUCAGAUCACUAAACUUUCCUAAAGAAGAAAAGAAUCGGUGCACGGAUGGAGUUAAAUGCCGA
Xylona heveae TC161 is the source of this 963-nucleotide messenger RNA. RefSeq lists its product as hypothetical. NCBI's taxonomy places the organism in Eukaryota, Fungi, Ascomycota, Xylonomycetes, Xylonales, Xylonaceae. The record is from RefSeq and is a predicted model, not a curated record. The transcript has 3 exons. The coding region runs from base 160 to 486 and encodes 108 amino acids.